GUCAAAAGUCAAGUCAAGCAAGGCAAGAAGUAGUAUAAUUUUAAAACAUGGCUGACUUGAAGACUUCUUUGCUUGCUAUGUGUAAAAAAACAUAAAUAGAAAAGUUUGUUACUUAAAAUUAUAUAGUGUUUAAUAACAAAAACCAACAAUUUAUUAUUAAAAAAUGUGAAUAUUUUGGAGGUCCUUAAAAUCCUAAAAUCAGGAGUUUUCUCUUGCACCCACCAAUAUUAGUGAACCUGCCUACUUUUGGUAAAUUCUAUGGGUUUUCACGAUGAGAAUAAGCAGUUAGUGUUUAAUUUUUAUUGAAAAUUGCAUUUAACUAUUUGUAAACUAGAUUUACAAUGAUGGAGAAAGAACAGGAACUACUGCUUCCAAUUUCUUCUGGUGAUGAAUGCGGUGGGAGCGGUGGCGAAGCAGAUAGUGACGAAGACGUCGUCACCGACUAUCAACAAGCAUUCGACGCAGUCGCGGACGACCAUACCGCGAUCAUGUUGCCUGCAUCAGCCCCUAGACCGCCGACGGGCCCUCUGCCGACUAUCAGCGUUACGCCUCAUUCUCCGGCGGCGGCCCCCAGGACCUACGCAGUUCUAGAGGACAGCCUGCAACAGGUCCGAGAAUUGCACGAAUCUGUACAGCUUAUGCGAAAUGCAACUGCGCCAAAUAAUGUUUAUUCUCACCAUUCGAGAGAGUUUGCUGCAUUUGCCCUUAACCCACUGUUGAUGCAAGUUGCUAGAUUAAGCUCUAGCUGUCCUGUAUUAAAUGAAGCUGGACAUGAACCGGAUGCUUUUGGUGGUUCUUUGGGAUCGUCUCCUUUGCAUCAACCACCAAGUAGGAAGGGCAGUGGGGCUCAAGAUUGGUUAUCUCAACCUGAAACUCAAAGAAGAAAAUCAUGGACUGCACUAGAAGACUUAUCGAAUACAGGAAAAAUAAAGAAUGCAAGACAGAGAAGUAUAUCGCUAAGUUCAAUGGAAUCGGAAGCAGACGAAUCAUCCCUAAUCGACAAUGUAGAUGGAAGUACGGUGAGGUUAUUGGGUCCCGAAGCCCCUGUUAUAAUUAGGCACAGAGCUAGAACUUCUACGGGUGGAGCUAGUACACAUUCCCUCAAUGAAGCUGAUUUACAGAAUGACUUCAAUAAAAUCAAAGCUAAACGUGAAGCAGAACAGUUACGUUUGCUGCCCCAGAGGCUUCCCCUGCAAAAGUCCGUUUCAACACCGUCUAUUAUUGCUGUAAGGGACUUGGCUCCUGAGCCUGUUUUGGCUGGUGCUCAACCUACACUUCCUGUGGGCAGACCUAGCGGCACCGAGAGCGAGACAGAGGAGGAAGGGAGCCGAUCCGGACAUAUUCCCCAUUACGACAUCCACUACAAGCAGCACCUGCAUGAUAUUCCCUACGACAGACAGUCUGAGAAGAGGCGGAAGAGAGGGAGUUUAUUUUUCCGAAAGAAAAAGGACAAAACCAAAAAGUUUUCAACUCACCAAUGGGUAUCAGCUUGUUAUGGUUCUUCCCAAAUAUGUGAUGUUUGCGCCAAACCUUUAAGCAAUAAGCCAGCACUCUACUGUGAAACAUGUGGAACAACGGUUCAUCAAAAUACAUGUAAAGACAAUAUAUUGGAAUGCGUUAGUGCAAAGAUCAAGAGUGCCAAAAGCACAAGUAAGCUAACUGGAUUUACAGUACCUUUGACUUCUGCGAAAAAUUCCUCAUCAAAACGAGGCUCUGGUAGUGUGCCAAAUUCAAUUAAUACUUCAACAAGCCAAAUUCUUUGUGAUGAUAAGGACAGUGAUUCUCACCAUGGACACCAUGAUCCUACCAACUAUGCUGACGACGUAGCUCUAGUUCAUUCAGAGUUUUUGUCAGAUACAACAAUUACUGCAACUGAUUUAUGCCCUGAUCUGAGCCUAAGGUUGCAUGAACCGGAACCAGAUUCCUGGACACCACACGCCGGCAAAGAAAUUGCUAGGAAAUUAAAGGAGAAAGAAGUGAAACGACAAGAGCACAUCUAUGAAUUUAUUUUGACUGAGAAACAUCAUUGUAUGACUCUAUUGGUUAUGCAAAAGAUUUUUGUAGAUGGAUUGCAAAAAUAUUUUAACCUUGGGCCAAAUUUAGAAAGAAUGUUUCCACGUUUGAUGGAUUUGACUGAACUUCAUUUGGGAUUCCUGUCAAGACUCCGACAAAGACAAAGAGAAAGCGCUGUAGUUAUUUCUAUUGCUGAUAUUUUGUUGGAACAAUUUUCGAGAGAUUACGCUGCCAAGUUGAAAUCUGCUUAUGGCGAAUUUUGUAGCAGGCAUCGUGAUGCAGUUGAAACCUAUAAAUACUACGUACAUCAAGACGCGCGUUUUGGCGAAUUCGUUAAACACUGUCAGGCGAAUCCUUUAUUGAAAAAGAAAGGCAUACCCGAAUGUAUUUUAUUUGUUACCCAAAGACUUACCAAAUAUCCCCUGUUAAUUGAACCUCUAAUUAAAACCAGCAAAGAUAAUAAGCAAGAACAAGAAACUUUACAGAAAGCUAUGGCCCUGGUUAAAGAAAUUUUAGUGGAGGUUGACGCUCAAGUUGCCGAAAAGGAAAAAGAGGAUAGAAAACUAGAUAUUUAUCACAGAAUUGAUGCUAAAUCUUUUACGAUUCAUAGAGGACAUAAAUUUAAAAAGUCAGAUAUUCUACAAGGCAACAGAUCUUUGAAAUUUGAAGGUGUGGCCAUGUUGAUGCAAGGCCGAGCAAAAAUGCAAAUUGUUCUGGUUAUUGUACUCACUGAUGUCUUGUUUUUUCUGCAAGAGAAUUCAAAUAAAUAUAGCUUUUUUACUCCUGACAAUAAGGCUGGUGUAGUUUCAUUGCAGAAACUGUUAGUCAGAGAAAAGGCAGGUCAAGAUUCCAGAGGUAUUUAUUUAAUCUCAUCAAAUCCGGCAGAUCCUGAAAUGUUUGAACUGAAAAUUCACAAACCCAAAGACAAACAAGUUUGGAUUCAGGCUAUAAGGGAAGCUGUUAAAACUUGUCCCGAAGAUGAAGAAGAUCCUGCCACAAUGAGCGCAGAAGAUAGACAAGGCUUAUUGAAUAAUAAGCAAAAUCAAGUUAAACAUCUUAUUGACGCAGACUCGGACAUUGAAGCUUUAUUGAGACAGAACGACAUAGAACAAGCCUUACUGUUAGAGGAAAAAAUGUCCUUACAAUUGAAACUAUUGGCCGCUUCAGGUCUUGAACCUCCAUCACCUCCUGCAUACAGACAUUUAGUGAGCGAGAGUGCUGACACCGGUCAAAUGUGGAAAGAAGUAUUGACGGCCGUACAGGAAGUAAGUCAAUUGGCUAGCUCCUUAUACGCUACAGGUACUAAUCUAUCCAGGAGCGUAAGUUCUGCCGGUGAACAUCAAAGCGAAACGUACGUGUCGCCGAUUCUACCAAAACGUGCGGAGACUUUUGGCGGCUUUGAUAAUAAUCAGGGGCCUCUAAAAUUAAUGGGAAAAAAGUUACAUCAACAAAGUACCUCGAGCGCUACGCCUGCCGGUACUCCCGAUUUUGAGAAUUUGAAGCCUGGAGAUUCAAGACUGUUUGAACGGUUGCCUUAUAGAAAUUGUGUGAUAACAGGAAAACCUUUAAUCAAUGGCUCUUCCACAAAUGUAAAUAUUGAAAUGCAUCAACAAGUAGCAGCGUAUCCUGGUGGUCACGUUUCGCGUCCACCCCAUCCACAACAGCAGCCCAUGCAGCAACAACAGUUGGGGGCGCCACCUGACGCGCCCGCAUUACUUUCAUUAGGCCGUGAACAGCAAUACGCAGCAAUACAAUUAAGUCAUUACGUUUACACUUUACUGUGUAUUAUUUCACAGUUGAUGACCACUAAUGGAAGUCUGCAAGCUCAAAUAUCCAGUGUAAAAGGAGGCGAUAAACAUAAUCGACACAACCAGCAAUUAGAAGAGCUCAGAAAUUUGCAAGAUAAGCUGAGCGUCGAAAAAGCUUCUUGGGCAGCUUCAAAAGAACAAGAAGAGAAGGAGCUAGAGGAAAAACGACAGGAACUACUCAGGCUGCAGGAACAAGUACGAGCUGAACAAAAUGACAUUACCCAACAAAGGGAUCAACUUUAUAGAAAAAUGGAAGUACUUACUAGUCAGGGUUUGCUAAUAUCGCCAAACACAUCGAUCCCAGUAACUGGCCAAAUGGAGGAUAGCAGCAAAGAUAGCUCCGAAGAUAGCAGUCCACAGUCCUCAGAUACAUCUUCAGCUGCGUCAGCAGUCAGCUCAAAUCAGAGCUCCCUAUCUCAUUCAGCGUCAACCAUAGACAAGCGAAAAGAAACCAAAUGGAACAAAGGCACAAAUGUUCCCAAACAACACCUUCCCUUAAACCUAAUAUCUACAACCAAUCAACAGAAAGUUUCACAAAAUUUGCCCAUUAAACAGCAGCUUCCACUUAAAUUAGCUUCUAGAUUGAGCUCUGGAGGUGCAGAUUCACCUAAGCCUCUUAUUAGUGGUGGUCCUCAGCAGAUGUUGCCUUUAAAGUUGAGUCAAGAUGAAAAGAUCAGGAGGACCAGUACGUCUGGGUACCAGAGACUUUCGGAAAAUAGCUUUAGUCCACCUUCUGAAGAAACGACACCAACUAGCAAUUCUCACAUAAGAACAGGCUCCAGUCCAGCCAUGAUGCAGCAAUCGCCACCGUCUUCUGGAAAUUCCAGUCAGUGCCAAAGUCCGAAUGGUGCCAAAGCUACACGUACCAAUACUUAUCCGAAAUUUCCCGAGAAAUUUAAAGUACGUGGCGAACAGCCACCCUCUCAUGACGAAGAAGUAAUUUAUUUCUGACGGCUUUGGAAAGCGACAAAUUAUCUGAGUUCGUUAAUCAAAAGUAAGGUUUAGGUUUUUAUGAUUUAUGUGUAGAAAAAUAAUAGUUAUUACCUACCUAUUCCUAAUGGAAAUUUGAUUGGUUUAGGAGUUUGGAAUCUCUAUCAGUUGUAUGUUAUGAAAAAAUGGAUUCCUUGUAGUAUAAUAGCAAUUUUAUUAUCCGUUUUAAUACCAUUCUCGAUUUUUUCUCUCGACUAUUUUAUAUUGCACAUUGUUCUAUUUAAAUGUGCAAGAAAAAUUAUUUAAGGAUUUCUCUGACAAUACAGGCUCAACUAAACAUUUAUUUCUCUGACUAGUCAAAUAUGUCUUGUUGCUAGAACGUGCAUUUUUUUUGCUUUCUAUGGUUAUUAUUAUGAUUUAUUGGCGCAAGCAUUAUUAUCCCUUUUUGUAUUUAUUUAUAUUCAGUCUUCCUCGUAACUAUAGAUUCUCUUGAACUAAACUAAAAUUCUGACAAUACGUAGAAAUGUUACUUAGCUCGCUGGAUAGAUUUAAUCCGUAAUCACUUCUGCAAAUUGUAUAUAUUUGUAGGCAUUUUCCUUGUGAAUCUUAUAAUACUUCCAUACAAUAACAAGGUGUUAGAUUACAAAUAAAAAAAUUUCUGUGUAAUAAUAGAUGAUUGUUACAACAAUAAAAAAUGUCAUCCCCAUUUCAUUUGAAAAUGUGAAAUCAUUUGGAUUUGAUUGAAAAAACAUAUCUUAAAAAUGGAACCUCUUGGCAAGUACAAAAAAAGAAACUUAUAUUAUAUACUUAUUGAAGUUGACAUUCAAAUUGAUUAUCACAUUUUUAAAUAUUCCUUGUUAGUAGAUCAUACUAAUCACGAAACGUAAACUAUUUAUAAAGAGAGAAAAUAAAUAAAAAGGUCUUUAGGUGAUUUGAUUUUAGAUCAAAUUAUACUGUUAUAUUUUGUAUAAAUUCUAUUUUUCCACAAUACAUUUUACGAUUGUAAUGAUUCUCUUUAGUGUGUAUCUAAAUUUAUUUCAAUCCGAUGGCCUAUGUAAAAUUUGGUACUUGCUGAAUAAAUCUAUUUUUAUAUCUCUAUUAUCUUAUGUUAGAAAAAUCUGAAUUGUAACAGCAUUGAAACAACUCUUUUAUGAAACAUGGGUGGCAAUAGGUAAAAACAAACCCAUUUUUUUUUAACGAUUGCUAGUAAAUAAUUGAUAGCUCCUAAUAGGUAGUUUAAUUGCAGAUUCAACUUUUUUAUGGAAUAUCAGAAACAAUAGAAAAUUAUUAUUCUUUGUGAUUUCGCAAGUCUUGUUUUCUACAAUACCUAUUAGUAAUUAUUAAAAUAUGCAUAUGUAUCUGGAAUUUUUAGUCAAAAUCACCAUAAAUCUACAAAACAACUUGAAAAUUAUAUUUUUAUGAUUUACAACAAAUAUAUUUGUGGAGGAAAAAGAAGACUUUGCAUUUCGUGCAAAAAUCACCUGGAAAGCGAAGCUAACACUGAGGAUGACCUAAGGCUGAGAGCUUUUUGCACCAGAUUCUCAUUAAAAUAAUUUUUGCACGAAAUAAAAAGCCUUCUCUUUCCUUCUCAAUCCAAAGCGUGCACACAUUCAUGAACCUUUGAAUAUACAGGGUGUUUGGUGCAUCGUUUGCCAAAUUUAACUGCCCGAAACUAGGGGCCAUUUGCUAACUCUUCAGCCAUAAUAACUCAUCCUUGACCCCUAGGGUUUUUUUCAAUUUGGUUUUUUUAAUUUUUUUUUAAAAUCACAAAAUUCGCCAUUUAAACUUAAAUAAAAAAAAAGUUGUUGGCCUAGCCUCCAAAUUUUAUUUUUAUUUUUAUGCGUUCUGUGGUAUGGUUCCACCAAAUACAAAAUUACUUGCUAUUAACGUCUAGUCUUUUUAUGAUUAACUGAUAAAAUUUUUGAAACAGGAAUUAAGUUUCAAAUAAGAAACUUUACUUUUUUAAAAACUUUAUUUUAAUUAACUAAAGUACAAGUAAUGUAACAUAUGAAGACGAGGUCAUUGUAUAGGCGUGGGCAAUUCCUAUUACUAUAAGGGACGUUAGGACGUUCAUUGUCUUUCACCUGAAAUAGGAUCUCUUUACAUUUUGUUUACUAAAAUGUCUUUGUUUGUUUAUCGUAUCGUGGACUUAUUUUGUUUCUAUUGAAAUGCUUCACAUAAAUUGGGUUUUGCAAUUCGGGUUCAAUUUCUCGAUUCUCAUUACGUUUUUCAAGUACUUUAGUUUGUUUUGAUGUUAAUUUAUUUUCAAUUUCUCUAUUAAGAGUAGCUAAUGAGUCCGCCAGAUUAUUAAUAUAAUCAGUAGUUAUUUUAUUUUCUGUUUGCUCAAUUGGAAUUGCAGAAUUUAAAUCACCCUUAAUUAUUUGAAAAGGAGUAAACCCAGUUGUACUGUGUGUCCUAUUAUUGUAAUUUAAAAUUGCAAUUACCAUUAAAUCAAUAACAUUUUUUGUUGGAUUUUGAAGUUUAAGACUUGUUAAACUUUCACGUAAAGUUGAAUGAAAUCUCUCGAUUUGGCUGUUUGAGUUGGGAUUUCUAGGUGUUAUGUAAUGAAAUUCAAUAUUAUGUAGUGUACAAAGGUCAGUUAUAAUAGUGUUUUUGAACUCAGUACCAUUAUCUGAAGUUAUUUUCUAAGGGAUUCCGUGGUCACUAAAAUAUUUUAGGAGUUGUGACGUUAUUUUAACAGCUGUUUUAGUAUUGACGGGAAGGGCUUGGCCAAAUUUUGAAAAACUGUCCAUAAUCGUUAAAAAAUUUUGAUUAUUACUUAUGUACUACGUGUCAACAUACAAAUUUUCGAAUGGUUUUGAACCAAUUGGUGUAGGUUUGAACAUUAUUUUGUACGGGUGUCGUUCAUAUUUGGUCUUAUUGCAUAUCUCACAUGCUUUAACGUAUGUUUGUACAUCUUUCUCGAUGUUCGGCCAAUAAAAUCUUUUCUUUAGUGCCGCUACUUUUUCAGUUAUUCCUCUAUGGGAUGUCUUCGUUUCAUGAUACAAUUUUAGUUUCUCUUGCUGUUCAUUAAUUUCAGCCACAUCUUCGACUAGCGAGUUAGAUAUAUACAGUAUAAAUAAAUUCGCAUUAAAUGCUGACUGCAAGGCUCGUAAUAUUAUAGGUUCUAGUGUCUUAUUUAGAAAAUGAAGACAGUAUAUAUCAGGGGCCAUUUAUUCUUUGACUAAAUUGACUAUUUGGUCAUUUGAUGGAUUAUUUGGUAGAAAGAAUAUGAUUCCCUUUUUAUUAGGAAAGGUCUUAAUAAUUUCUUUCCUAAUUGUAUUAUUAUUUGAGUAGCGAAAUAUCACUUGAUUAGGGAAGAGAUUCACAUGUUUCUUCUUAUAUGGAGCACCUAUAAUUGGAUUUUCCAAGGAUGUAUGUAUAGUUUGUUCUUCUGAAGGUGUCGAUAUUUUUUCUUCAUCCUCUGAGUUUGUCCUUUGUUAGGGUUUUUUCUUCUUUAUUAUACGUUUUUGAAGAUUCUCCCUGACCUAUAUUGGAAUUUCUUCCUUUUUCUUUGGAGGGAUAAUUACUUGUGAAAUUAUUUUAAUCUUUGGUGCAUUUUCUUUCUCAGAUGCAGUUUUUGUUGAUUCAGUGUGAUCUGAUGUUGGUUUGCGCAUAUAUGGUUUUGAUUCCGAGAAAUAUUUUCUAAAUAUUUCAUCAUUACAUAAAGGUGUGUCUCUUAACAUAUCUCCUAAUUUAUUGUGAAAUUCUUCAUCAGUUUGUGCUGUUACUUUCGCAUCGGGAUCUGAUGAUGAUGAGGUUUGAAGCGUAUUUAUUUGUAAAGGUGGUCUUGAUAGAGCAUCCGCAUUCAUGUUAAGGGUUCCUUUUUUAUAUUUAAUUUCAUAGUCAAAUUCGGAUAACCUAAGUCGCCAUCUUACCAAUUUAGAAGUUGGUUCCUUAACGUUGAAUAACCACUGUAGAGGUUUGUGAUCCGAUAAAAUAGUAAAUUUUCUUCCGAAAAGAUAUGGUCUGAAAUAUUUGGUUGCCCAAACAAUUGCUAAAAGUUCUUUCUCUAUGGUUGAGUAAUUGCAUUCUGCAGGAUUCAACGUACGCCUUGCAUAUGCGAUAGGAAGGUCGGAGCUGACAGGGCCUUGAGAUAACACUGCUCCUAUGGCAUAAUGCGAUGCUUCAGUUGUUAAAAGAAAAGGUCGAUUGAAAUCAGGAUGUUGUAAUACGGGAUCAUUUACCAGGAUAUUCUUGCAUGUUUCAAAACUUUUAAUAAAUUCCACAUCAUGAAUUAUUUUCUUGUCCUUUUUCAAACAUAUCGUCAUUGGUUUCGUUAAUUUGGCGAAAUUCUCAAUAAAUUUUCGGUAGUAACCUACUAAUCCUAAGAAAGAUUUUAUCUCUUUGACAGUUCUUGGAAUUGAAAAUUCCUUUAUUGCCUUUAUUUUGUUCGGAUUAGGUUUUUAUACCGUUUGGCGUUAUCACAUGUCCUAGAAAUUCUACUGUUCUUUGUAAAAAUUCUACUGUUCUUUGUAAAAAUUCAACUCGAUGAAGUUUUAGGUUAUAUUGUUGUAGUCUUUCAAAUACUUGUUUAAGGUUUUUCACAUGUUCUUGAAGUGAAGUCGAAAAUAUGAUGAUGUCAUCCAUAUAUACAAGACAUAUUUUGUUUUGCAAUCCAAAUAACACAUUAUCCAUCGCUCGUUGAAAGGUUGCUGGUGCAUUUGUGAGUCCGAAUGGCAUUCGAGUAAACUCAUUGUGUCCAUUUUCAACAUUAAAUGCCGUCUUAGGUAUAGAGUUGGGAUGCAUCUCUACUUGAUGGAAUCCAGAUGCGAGAUCCAAUGUUGUGAAAUAAUUGCUUCGUCCUAAUUUAUCCAGUAAAUCUGAAAUGUUAGGUGUUGGGUACCUAUCGUCGAUAGUUUUCUCGUUGACUUUGCGAUAAUCCACCACCAUUCUCCAUUUCUGUAUGCCAGAAGCAUCUUUCUUUUUUGGCACUAUAUCCAUACUGGCGAGGACCAUGGGCUACACGAUGGUUGAAUUAUAUGUUCUUCCAACAUUUUUUUUAUUUGUUGGUUAACCUCGUUUUUAUGUAUAUGAGGAUACCUAUAAGUUUUUUUAUGGACGGGUAUUUCAUCUGACGUUCUGAUUACAUGUUUAACCUGAUUCGUGAAGGUUAACAACUUAUCAUCGGGUUUAUGAAAAAUCUUCGGAAACGCCCGUACUACAUUCUGUAAUGCAUUUAAUUCCUCCUUAUUUAAAUGCUGAGUACGUAAAAAUUCUAUUGGAUUAUUAUCAUAUUCAUGUCGGUAUAACGACGUUACUUGUUCUAUAUUAAACGUCUCAAAAGCUUCUUCAUUAUAGAUAAAACUUGCUUCUGCUAGAUCAUAUCUUUAUGCGUAGUUAGAACAAAAGGUUUAUCUGUUAGAUUAUGCACUUCUAACAAUGCUGUUCCGUUUAUAACCUUAGCUAUUGUUUCUGGUAUCAUGUAUUUAUCCGUUUUUACUUGAGGUAUUAGAAUCUCAGUAUUUUCAAGGAUGUCUGUAUUAAAAUAACAAAGUUGAAUAGUUUUUGCUGAAAUUUCUAAAUCAAAUCAAAGUCUGUUCUAAAUUGAAAUGGAAUUGUUAUUUCUUCAUUACUAAGGCACAUAUAUUUGUAAAGUCAAUAUUUAAAUUGUUUUCUUGUAAAGGUUUAAUUCCGAUAAUACCAUCAAAAUAAUCAUGAAAAUUGUACAUUAUCAUGUCAAUAUCUUGAUCAAUAUUAAAUUCAUGUAAAAUUGGAAUUUUCACUUUACCAUGGGCUUUUCUUGUUCCCAUACAUGUAGUAAGUUUAUUUAAAGAGUUCACUAUAAAAUCUGGGAAGUAUUCUUCCGCUAUUGAAGGUCUUAUUAAGUUAAGCUUACAAGGUGGAUCGAAAGUUUCAAUAAAAGGUAGUUGAUUGACUUGGUAUGCAUUUAAAGUCAAUGCUGAUUGUUGGAUUCCAAGGCUAGUGUCUGAAAAUUUUCAUCAGGGCUUUCUUGGUAAUCUUGACUUAUUUGAUCGUCAUUUAUUUCUGAGUUGUCGGAUAUUUCUGCGAAUUCUGAACUUUCAUAGUUCUCAGAAGUUUCGUCUGGUUCUUGUAAUUGAAUUCCGUAUAUAUUAUUUAUUUCCUUAAUGGUGUAUUUUGAAGGACCUGCAUUGGGAUCUCGUCGAAAAUAAUUUGAUUGUUGGGGUUGAAAACCUCUUGAAAAAUUCCGUCUAUUAAUUUGGGAAUCUUGUCUUCUUGGUUGAAUAGAUACACCAGACAUAGGUGUCGGUUUUGUCAAGGGAAGGUUAUUGUUUGGUUUAAAAACAUUUGUUUUGUUGUAAUUUUUACCAAACGUACCCGAACUAGUAGGGAAUUUAUGAGUUAUUACUUUUGGCUGUAAGUUUAUCGGUUGUGAAGGAAAUUGUGGCUUCACAUAAAUACGGGUUUUGUUGUCUUUGUUGCUGUUGUGUAUUGUUUUGUUGGUGUUGAAAUGUUUGAUUAUUUUUUGUUUUAAAAUUCGAAAAGGAAUUAUUUUGAUUUUUGUUAAAUUUCAUAUGAUUCUCAGCCAUCUGAUAGUUUAAUACAAAAGAUGUUGCUGCGUCUAAUGUUAUAGGAUUCUGAACUAUUAAAAUUGUUCUAAGCUCAACUGGUAAAUUUGUUAUCAAAUUCUGUACCGCUGUAACUUCAUUUUGAGCUACAAGAAUAUUUGCAACUGCUAACAAAUUGCUGUCACACAUUAUUUUUGAAGUAAUUCGGUGAUACAGAGCUUUCAAUCUUUCUAAAUAUUCAUAAAUUGAUUCCUUUUGGUUUCUUGAUGCAUACAUUAAUUCUUGAAUCAAAUUUUGACGAGAAUAAGGAUCUCCAUAUUUAAUUUUUAGAGCUCCCUUAAUAUCUAUCCAUGAUUUUAAAUCUGGACGUGUCAUCAAAAAAUUUCCAGCAUCAUUGAUAAGCUUUGAUCUUAUCGCAGUUAUUACAUAUUCUUUUUGGGCAGUAUCCCCUACAUAAUAAGUGUGAUAAAAUUCAUCAAUAUUACUAAUGAAAUACUCCAGAUAUUGAGUUUCGCUACCAAAAGGCUUCAAAAGUUGAAUUAUGGAUUUCAAAUUUUCACCCAUGUUUCUGUUUUGUCUUGUUGAUUGAAUAUUAGGUCUUAAUUGAUAUAAUUAACUUAGAUAUUCUUCAGUAUCUGAUCCAGAUUCAGACAUAAAAUAAAACUUUAAUUAAACAAGCUUUACUUUGAAAUUAAAAAUUUAAAAUUAAUAGGAUUAAAAAUGUUUUAUCAAAAAAUAAAAAUUGAUUAUCUUGAAAAAUAGGUUUAAACCUUUGCGAAAGAAUUCAGGAAAAAUCCAAAAAUAACUCUUGAAUAUGAAACACCAAUAACAAAAUAUUAGGGAAAGGUUUACUUAAUAGGCUCGAUGCUAAUAACAGUAACACUCUCACUGUUUAUACGUUGGUUCUCGAUGUCUCUUAUGUCCAGUUAACACCAAGUGAAGUGGACAGGUAUUUUCCUCAAAUUAUUUCACUCCAAUGAUCACUGUAAUCCAGGUUUCACUGCAAUCCAAUUUUCACUGUAGUCCAAGUUAUCACUUAUAGAUUCAGUACGAUUGUCUUCAGUAAUUCGCGAGUCACGAUCUCGAAAUUCGGAAUAACUUGUGCACUCUGAACAUCCGGUUUUUAUGAAAAAAAACUGUAAAAAAUAUCCGCACGACUGCGCCAAUUAAGUUUCAAAUAAGAAACUUUACUUUUUUAAAAACUUUAUUUUAAUUAACUAAAGUAAAAAUAAAGUAACAUAUGAAGACUAGUGGAACUAGUUGCUGCUGCAAAGCAUGAAAGCAAAAGAACAAUUGUGCAUGGCUGCACCGCUUUUUAUAAACAAAACGUCAACAAUUGUGAUGUCAUCGUGGGCGAGCAAUUAGUAUGCUUCUUAAAACAAUGGAUUGAUUGACUAAUUAACAUUAGUUAAUAUGGGAAUCGUUCAAUAUAACUCAGGAAUUUCCAUUGCAAUAAAAAAAAAACUAAAGUUGAUCUUCAAAUUCUCUUAAAAAGUUCCCUAUUUUAUCCACUUUUCAGUGGUAUGUAAUGUGCUAUAAAAACAUUUUAACAUCUUCACUAAUUUGCUAAUUUUGUGUAUCGGAACACAGCAGGCUAAUAUUCGAUAUUUGGUCUGAAAACGUAAAUAAGACCUUAAUGGUAAGUAAUUUUGUAUUUGGUGGAACCAUACCACAGUACAGGGUUAUUGGUUAUAGAUGUCACCCCCUCUAACUUUUUUAUUUGACAUUUUAGAAAAAAGUGUCCCAAAUGAAAAAUGUAUGGUUGAAAUUAAAUUCUUUGAAAAACUCACUUUUGCAUAUACAAGGUGUUUCAAAAAAGCUGGUCGUGCUCCAACAUUCUUAUUUUAAAUUCAAUACCCUGUAUAUUAUUCAAUAUUCGGAUUCUACGUCAAAUUCUGAGCAGAUUUUAUGUGAUAUACCCUAUACCUAAGUUUAACUGUUUUGGAAAUAUUGACAGUUGAAAAUUGACUUUUUUCCAAAUUUGACAGGCUGUAAAGCCUAAACAGUUAACUUUUGAGCAAAACCGAUCUUAUAUUUUUUCUAAGAUUUUCACAAGUUAUCAUUUGACAUCAACUUUGAAUUUAACCGAAAAUUAAAUUUAAUUGGAAUUUUCAAUCAUGGAUUAAAUUCAAAGUUGAUGUCAAAUAUUGGUAUUAACUGAUAGUUUAUAAAAAUCUAAGAUAAAAAUGUAAGAUCGGUGUUGCUCUAAAAUUAACCGUUUAGGAUUUAUAGCCUGUCAAAGUUGCAAAAAAGUCAAUUUUCAGCUGUCAAUAUUUCAAUUUCCAGAACAGUUGAACUUAGGUAUAGGGUAUAUCACAUGAUAUCUGCUCAGAAUUUUACGUAGAAUCCGAAUAUCCAAUAAUAUACAGGGUUUUCUAUUUGAAAUAAGAAAUUUGGGGCAGGACCAGCUUUUCUGAAACAUCCUGUAUAUGCGAAAGUGAGUUUUUCAAAAAAAUUAUUUUAACCAUAAAACUUUUAUUUGGAACACUUUUUUCUAAAAUGUCAAAUAAAAAAGAUAGAGGGGGGUGACAUUUAUAACCAAUAACCCUGUACAUAUAAAAAUAAAAAUAAAAUUUGGAGGCUAGGCCAACAACUUUUUUUUUUAUUUAAGUUUAAAUGGCGAAUUUUGAGAUUCAAAAAAAUAUUUUAAAAAUCAAAUUAAGAAAAAAACCCGUGGGGUCAAGAAUGAGUUUUUAUGGCUGAAGAGUUAGCAAAUGGCCCCUUCUCUCAGGCAGUUGAACUUGGCAAACGAUGCACCAAAUACCCUGUAUUUAUGAUACAACAAUCAAAAGGAAAUCUGAAAAUGGCCAAUUAGAUCCUUACUAAAUAAUUUGCAAUUUGUGUUCUGCUAUUUAUAAAACUUCUAAUUGGCUGUGAGUGAUUUCUUGUUGGAACAGUCAUGGCAGAAAUAACAUGGUGUUUAAAAAAAUAAAAUAAAACAAAUGCAAUAAAUUAUUGAAACUCAAUAAACAUAAACAGUAUAAUUAAUUGUAACUACAGUUGAACUUUCAAUUUACAUGUUGGUACUUUUUGCUUCAAGUAAUCUAUUGUCCAUUUAAAAUAUCAUAUUUUUAAAAAAUAAUGAAACUCGAUUUUUUCUUCUUAAUAUGGAUGUUGUUAUCAUCAAGUACAUUUCAAUAUAAGUAGUAUUAAUCAUUAAAAAUUGCAUUGUUAAAACCACUAAAACCGUUUAGGUUCCUCAAGAUCUAAAUCAGACUUUUAUGUUUUAGAUAGGAGUAGAUUUCUUUCAUCAACCCAUAAUUCUAUAUCUGAAGGGGAUUAUUGCCUUUUUUAAACAGGAAUUGCCACCGAUCUAAAAAAAAUCAUUGGCAUAAAUCACUGAAAAUUGAUAUUUUACUUUACUACCAGAAAAAGUAAGAAUCCCUUUGAUACACAGCAUUACUAUAAGAAAAAUAUACCCCACAAGUCUCAAAAUUUAAAAUCAAUUUUUUUUAUUUUAAGAUUAACAAAAAAUUCAGUUUACAUCAAUUGAAGAAUUUUACUUGGUGCAAUACAAAUUGUUAAAAUUAGGUUUUAGAUUGUCUGGUGUUUUAUCUUUCACUGUUUCAGAUUUUAUUAAAUUUUGUAUUUAUUAACCGUUAUAGACUUUUUUUUUCAACCAUUUUUUGGUUUUUUAUCAUUGAUUUUCCAUAAAAAUAAGUAAAAAAGUUUUAACAAAUAAAUUAUUAACAUAUUGUGAUAGGUCUUAUUUUGAGAACAAGUUGCAAUGUCUUGCAAAUAAUCUACUUGAAAAAAAGUGCUUAAUUUUAAUUAUUUUAUCUGUUUUACUGUUUACUUCUUUUUAUGACAUCUUAAUCAUUUUUUCCUUAAGCUCGGAUAAUAAUUAUAAUGAUUAAUAUAUUAUAAGUAGAUAUGUAUUACCUUUUUGUUAUAUUUAUCAUAAAGUUCAUAACACAUCACCUUUUAAUUAUUAUUAUUUAUGUCCAUGCAUAUUUAUUAUUUUAACAUUCCACAAUUUACAAAUUAUUUUAUUUUUGUAGUAGAUAACAAAUAACAUAAUCAUGCAUAAUUAAUAUUGGGGUAAAAAGUUAAAGUGUUUGGUUCACUAUAAUUAAGAAGUAAAAGCAUUUUUGGCAUGUAUAUAGUAUUAUUUAUUGUAAAUAAAUUUUACUCGAAAAGUAUAGUAAUUGUUUUAUUUUAAAAGUGGCAGAUUCCAAAGUAAAAAAAUAAUUUAUCAUGAAUCAUGAUAUUAUACUAAACCAUCGAAUUGAUAAAAUUUUCAAUAUUCUCAGAUGGAUCAAGUUAACUGAUGCAAAUGAAUAAUAAACUUCAAUUGGUC
Messenger RNA from Ceutorhynchus assimilis (cabbage seed weevil), 15542 nucleotides. Lineage: Eukaryota; Metazoa; Arthropoda; Insecta; Coleoptera; Curculionidae. The record is from the annotation of a GenBank genome assembly.